Phyllostomus discolor (pale spear-nosed bat) is the source of this 1779-nucleotide messenger RNA. RefSeq names its product prostate transmembrane protein, androgen induced 1 (gene PMEPA1). Gene Ontology annotation, molecular function: R-SMAD binding. The coding region runs from base 448 to 1314 and encodes 288 amino acids. Gene Ontology annotation, cellular component: early endosome membrane; Golgi membrane. The transcript has 4 exons. The record is from RefSeq and is a predicted model, not a curated record. Gene Ontology annotation, biological process: negative regulation of transforming growth factor beta receptor signaling pathway. Lineage: Eukaryota; Metazoa; Chordata; Mammalia; Chiroptera; Phyllostomidae.
CAGCCCCGUCUAGCGCUGACGUCAGACCGUCUGCCUGCCUCCGACCGCGGUCUCGGAGCGAAACCCGAUCUCCUUGGACUUGAAUGAGGAGGAGGCGGCGGCGGCGAAGGAGGAGGCGCUCGGCUGGGGGAAGCCAGCAGCAGAGGCUCAGCCCCGGCGGCACCGCGCGCCCCGGCUGCCAGCCCAUUUCCCGGACGCCACCCGCGGGCACUGCCGACGCCCCCGGGGCUGCGGAGGGGCGGCCGGGGGGCGCCGGGGAGUGCGGCCCCGCUCACUGAGUCCCGCGGCGCCCCGGAAACUUGGCGGCGUCCCGAGCCCGGCGAGCCGGGGCGCGCCUUCCCCGCCGCGCGCCUUCUGCAUGCGGGGCCCGAGCACCGGGCGCCGGCCGGAGCCCCCCCCGGCCGCCCCCGUGCCCCCUGCGCCCCGCGCUGCGCCGCCACGCCGUCCAUGCACCGCUUGAUGGGGGUCAACAGCACCGCCACCGCCGCCGCCGGGCAGCCCAAUGUCUCCUGCACGUGCAACUGCAAACGCUCUUUGUUCCAGAGCAUGGAGAUCACGGAGCUGGAGUUCGUUGAGAUCACCAUCAUCGUGGUGGUGGUGAUGGUGAUGGUGGUGGUGAUCACCUGCCUGCUGAGCCACUACAAGCUGUCCGCGCGCUCCUUCAUCGGCCGGCACAGCCAGGGCCGGAGGAGGGAAGACGCCCUGUCGUCGGAAGGAUGCCUCUGGCCCUCCGAGAGCACAGUGUCAGGCGGCGGAAUCCCAGAGCCCCAGGUCUACGCCCCACCGAGGCCCGCCGACCGCCUGGCCGUGCCUGCCUUCACCCAGCGGGACCGCUUCCACCGCUUCCAGCCCACUUACCCCUACCUGCCGCACGAGAUCGACCUCCCGCCCACCAUCUCGCUGUCGGACGGCGAGGAGCCGCCCCCCUACCAGGGCCCCUGCACCCUCCAGCUGCGGGACCCCGAGCAGCAGCUGGAGCUGAACCGCGAGUCGGUGCGCGCGCCCCCGAACAGAACCAUCUUCGACAGCGACCUGCUCGGCAGCGCCGUGCUGGGAGGGCCCUGUCCCCCCAGCAGUAACUCGGGCAUCAGCGCCACGUGCUACGGCGGCGGCGGGCGCAUGGAGGGGCCGCCGCCCACCUACAGCGAGGUCAUCGGGCACUACCCCGGGUCCGCCACCUUCCAGCACCAGCAGAGCAGCGCGCCGCCCGCCUUGCUGGAGGGGACCCGGCUCCACCACGCACACAUUGCGCCCCCAGAGAGCACGGCCGCCUGGGGCCACGAGAAGGAUAAACAGAAAGGACACCCCCUCUAGGGGUUCCCGGGCGGGGCCGGGGCAGCGGUGGGGAAAGAGGCGAAACACUCCGCACUUCUAAAAAAGAGAGAGGAGGAGGGGGGAGGACACACCGAAACCGCGGGCAUCACCAUCCCCUCCCCCACCUCUCUGUGUAUAAAUAUUUACAUGUUCUGUCUGGUCUGAAUGCACAAGCUAAGAAAGCUUGCAAAAAAAAAAAAACCUCACAAAAAAAAAAAACCAUGUUUCUUUGUUGAGCUGUGUCUUGAAGGCAAAAGAGAAAAAAGAUUCUACCCUAGUCUUUUCUGUUCCUAACUGACCUGCGUGAACGCUUCCCUUCUGUUUGUUGAUGAUGACUUAACUUUAAAGACAUUUGCACAAAACCUUUGUUUAAAGAUCUGCAAUAUUAUAUAUAUAUAAAUAUAUAUAAAGUAAGAGAAACUGUAUGUGCGAGGGCAGGAGUAUUUUUGUAUUAGAAGAGUCCUA